Belonocnema kinseyi is the source of this 2525-nucleotide messenger RNA. RefSeq names its product heterogeneous nuclear ribonucleoprotein H-like (gene glo). Gene Ontology annotation, molecular function: RNA binding. The coding region runs from base 159 to 1445 and encodes 428 amino acids. The transcript has 9 exons. Gene Ontology annotation, biological process: regulation of RNA splicing. NCBI's taxonomy places the organism in Eukaryota, Metazoa, Arthropoda, Insecta, Hymenoptera, Cynipidae. The record is from RefSeq and is a predicted model, not a curated record. Gene Ontology annotation, cellular component: ribonucleoprotein complex; nucleoplasm.
GCAGCCGCCUCACAGUCGCGCCGCCAUUUUCCGAACCCAGGAUCGCAAACGCAUUUUGGAGAUCGGGGAUCUUUCAAUCGGCGAUAAACUUAUUGUAAAAAUUGCGCUUUCACAACUCUAACUACCGGUUCCUUCUGAGGAAAUUCAAAUCUUGAAAGAUGUCGAACGGCAGUGGAGACCACGACGAGGAGGGUUUCGUCGUUAAGGUGAGGGGUUUGCCAUGGUCCACGACCGUGGACGAAAUUUUGAAAUUCUUUGGAGACUGUAGCAUCUCCCAUGGGAAAGCUGGUAUUCAUAUGACCAUGUCCCGAGAAGGCCGCCCAAGUGGCGAGGCAUACAUCGAAAUGGACAGCGAAGAAGACAUCGAAAAAGCUUGCAAGCGAGAUAGAGACCACAUGGGCCAUCGUUACAUCGAAGUUUUUAAAGCUAAGCGAGGAGAAAUGGAAUGGGUAGUAAAGAGAAGCGGAUUGAACUUGGAGAAUGUUAUGGACGACGGAUGCGUCAGGCUGCGAGGUCUGCCGUUCGGUUGUUCCAAAGAAGAAAUUGCGCAGUUUUUCUCAGGGUUGGAGAUAUUGCCGAACGGGAUUUCGCUACCAACAGACUUCACGGGCCGCAGUACUGGGGAGGCUUACGUUCAGUUUGUUAACAAAGAUGUUGCGGAGCGCGCUCUGCAGAAACACAAGGAAAAGAUAGGACACAGAUAUAUCGAAAUCUUCCGAAGCAGUUUAUCCGAAGUGCGCGCUAGUAUCGGGCCUAAAAUGCGAGGUGGUCCCAUGAGUGGAUUUAACCAAAGGCCAGCUCCUUAUGAUCAGCGCGACAGAUUCGGUGGAAUGAACCGAUUCAGUAACAAUGGCAGGAAUGCAAGAAACAGAGGUGACUUUGACGGAGGUCUUUGGGGAGGCGGUGGCGGUGGCGGAGGCGGUGGAAACAACUUUUCCUCUCGUGGCAGCGGAAUGGGAAUGCGAGGCGGUGGAAUGGACAUGAAAGGUGGCGGCAACUUCAGAGGAAGCGGUGACAAUUGGAACGGAGGCGGCAAUAAUAGCAUGCAUUGCAUUCAUAUGCGGGGUCUGCCUUUCCGAGCCACAGAACAGGACAUUGCUGACUUUUUCCGACCGCUUGCACCAGUUAACAUUCGAAUCAUCCUUGAGAACAGUGGACGUGCUUCUGGAGAAGCUGAUGUUGAAUUCGCGACUCAUGAGGAGGCCGUGAAAGCUAUGUCAAAGGACAAGAGCCAUAUGUCGCAUAGAUACAUCGAGCUUUUCCUGAACUCAUCUACUGGACCAAGUGGUGGUGGUGGUGGCGGUGGUGGCGGUGGAAUGUCCCUUGGUGGCAUUGGAAAUUUCUGCGGUUCCGGUCUCGGCAACAACUUCCGAGGGGGAUACUCGCCAAACAAUCGUGGAUAUGGCAAUAGUCAACUCGGAGGAAGCAAUUACAACAGCUUUUGAAUUCAGAUAACUUAACGCGCUCUCGACGAUAAAAAGUAUUGAAAAAAAUCCGAAAAGUAAUGCGCAAAGAUCAUCGGUUGAAUAUGAGUGAGCUCGCUAUGUAUUCUUUUUUUUUUUUUAAUUGAAAUUACGCAUAGAAGAUAACUUUAAGACAGAUAGAUUAGUAGUCACUAGGAUUUUUUUUAGAAAAGAAAAAGAGAUCGUACGAUUGUACGAAUGAGAAGUGCGCAUGAAUAAUUUCUAAUUUUUGAAUGAAGAAAAUGUUUUCAAAAGUACCUUAAUUAAUAAGAGUACUUUUUUCUCAACAGACUAUCAAUAUCAUUGUAAAAUUGUAUUCUGAGUGACUAUAGGAUUCUCGAGACUAGAAAACGGAAUAUUAAAUUGUUUUUAUGGUCGAGAAAAUAAUCUCUUUUCGCCCAUCUCUCUCUCACUCUCUGUCUCUGUCGGUUAGAGGUUGUUUUCACUUUGACUGGAUAUUAAAGUCAUAAUCUUGCUGGAAUUUUUUGUCUAGUGGUAAAUCUGUAAAUUGUAUUACGAGUGCAAAUAUUGGACUUGUGGGUUUUUACAUUUAAGUAAAUGUUGACUUUUUUUUUACAUAUCUUUAACUUCAUGUUCUUUGUACCAUUUAAAGAAAGUGCGACCUGGUUCGCAGUUUAGUCUCAUCGAAGAAGAAAAACACGAAUUGCAUUUGAUAGUGACAAAUACAAUUAAUUGUAGUUGCGAGAUAUCGCUCUUUGCGAUAAUUUAAACUCUACUUUUUACCAAAGUUCUUUUUAACGUUUGCAUUUUUCUCUGUUUUGAAGAUUUUUUUUUUUUUUUUUUUUGGUUGUCUUCUUUCGUUUUUCAACUCCAUUGAUAACGAGUGGAUUCCACUGAUUUCCCAAUUCGAAACGAGUGUUUGCACCGCACAUGUCAACGUCCUAGAUACUUAUAUUUUGUACGCAAAAUAAAUUUCACCGCAAACUAGUUUAGAUUCAAUGCGAUAUUUGAAUCAGUACGAGUCAGUAUCGAGAAAAGUAGUCACUGUAAAUGUAAAUUAUACUUUACUCGAUGAUAAUAAAACGUGUGAACAUCACUAUA